UUCCUGUCUGGUCAGAGUCAAAGAUGGCGAACGUGUCGCUGGAGUACGCGGCGUCCGCCGGAGACUCGGAGCCGCAGAGUCGCUCUGUGCUCAUCAUCGGGCAGCAGACCAACCUGCAGAGAGUCGGAUGGAGCCAAAUCAAAGGAAAACUGCAGCCGGUGGUUACCAAAGAGAUCUGGCAGGCAGCUCUCAGCGCUUUGAAUCCAAACCCCACGGACAGCUGCCCCCUGUACCUCAACCAGGCCGUGGUGGCUGCUCUUCCUCCACGGGUCAGCAGGCACAACAGCCAGUCUUCUGCCCACUUUGUGUCGCGUCUGGUCCGUUCCUGCCUUCCUGGAGGGAACAACCGCUGCAUUGUGAUGGUCUGUGAGCGUUCAGAAGUGUUUCCGUCCUCAUGUGCCAUCGCCAGGGCUUUUCCCAUCUUCUCUCGCCGCUCCACGUCUUCACGCAGGGCGGAGAAGAAACGCGUCACCGUGGAGGUUGUGGUUGUCGGACAGGAGAGCGGUUCUCUUAGUGUUGCAGAACUUGAGUGCCUUUCCAACGCUGCUCACGGAGUGCGGAUGGCAGCUCGGAUUGUGGACACGCCUUGCAAUGAGAUGAAUACAGAUCACUUCCUCGACGAGAUCAAAGCUGUGGGAGCUGAACUUGGAAUAACUCCAGUGAUCAUUCGUGGGGAGGAACUGAAACAAAAAGGAUUUGGAGGUAUUUAUGGAGUUGGCAAGGCGGCAGAGCAUCCUCCAGCAUUAGCAGUGCUGAGCCACAAACCAGAUGGUGCUACCCAAACCAUUGCGUGGGUGGGCAAGGGCAUCGUGUAUGACACCGGAGGACUCAGCAUCAAGGGGAAGACCACAAUGCCAGGGAUGAAGAGAGACUGUGGUGGAGCCGCUGCCAUUUUGGGAGCUUUCAGUGCUACUAUUAAACAGGGCUUUAAGGAUAACCUCCAUGCAGUGUUUUGCCUAGCAGAGAAUUCAGUUGGACCCACAGCCACACGACCCGAUGAUAUCCACACCCUCUACUCUGGAAAGACCGUGGAGAUCAAUAACACCGAUGCCGAGGGCAGGCUGGUUCUGGCUGAUGGAGUGGUGUACGCCAGCAGAGACCUGUCAGCUGACAUUAUUCUGGACAUGGCCACACUCACAGGGGCUCAGGGCAUCUCCACAGGGAAGUACCACGCAGCAGUGAUGACAAACAACGAGCAGUGGGAGGUUGCAUGUGUGCGCGCCGGUCGCAGCAGCGGAGAUCUCGCGCAUCCUCUGGUCUACUGCCCCGAGCUGCACUUCAGCGAGUUCACCUCCGCCAUGGCCGACAUGAAGAACUCUGUGGCAGACCGGGAGAACGCCCAGAGCUCCUGUGCCGGCCUCUUUAUUGGUUCCCACUUGGGCUUUGAUUGGCCGGGUGUAUGGGUCCAUGUUGACAUCGCCUCUCCUGUCCAUGCGGGAGAGCGGGCCACGGGAUUUGGCGUUGCGUUGCUAAUGGCCCUGUUUGGUCAGGCAUCGGAGGACUCCAUGCUGAACCAAGUGUCUCCUCUGAGCGCAGCCACCAAUACGCCGGGGGACCAGAUGGAGCGUGACUGCAAGAGACGAAGACUGGUGUAGAGCAGAGAGCGGCCCUCACUGCUCCGCUGCCAGACUGGUGGAGAAAAGUGCUCAUCCAGUUAGUACAAGCAUUUUAAACUGUGAUCCAACUACCUGUGUUUGAUAAAUCUCACUGAAUAAAUCAGUCACUCAUGAGACAACGUGUGUUGAAUACCGUAUACAAGCAAAUGUUGGCCCUCCUUUUGUACUUGUGACUUGCUGCACCGAUGAACUUCAAGCCUUCUCCAUUUUCACGCUGCCUAUAUAGAUUUUGUGAUCUUGGGACCAAACUAACAUGUAAGUGCUUACUGCAUCACUGUUGCAGAGUAAUUGACGAGCAAUACCACAUGUGCUUUGUCAUCACAAAAUACACCAAACCUUGUGACAGUCAUAAGUUGAGGGCUUCACCCUUUUAGACCAAAAAAUAGACACUUGGUCUCUGCUUUAAAUUAAACUGAUUCAGAAAUCUUUAUUGUAGGUCUCAGGAUUGUGAUUUUUACUCUCUGGGUUUACAGCGGAGUACAAAUACUUUGUUACCCAGAAUUUCUACUUGAGUAAGGUAUCUAUAGUUUACAGAAAUAUUUGUUUUUCAGACGCCGUUUGACUUACAUUCUCACGCAAAUAUCUAAUUUCUCCUUGCAUUAAAAAAAAUAGCCUCGUUACUCUAAUUCUACUAAUUUUGGCUUGUCAUCGUUCAAAAACACAAAUCUAUCCAGAUAAAUUGCGCUAUCCGGAUAGAGUGAGUUUGAUUGUGGUUGGAUGAGAAGUAUAAACAUGUUCCAUUCAGACACCCUAUUGGUUUUCUCCUCGAUGCCUUUGCAGAUGACGCAAAUCAGAGUGACGCGGAGUGCGAAAAGCGGUCGGAGACUUUGUCAGAACCGCACAAGCCGAUCUCAGUUGGGUAUUUAGCGACAUGAACCCGCCUCCUUCUCCUCAUGCAAGUUCUAUAUAACGUUAAAUGAGUAUCUUCUUUACCAUAAAUGUUCUUUUCUAGCGUCCCCCGACAAAUAUCAGUUAGCCGUCACUGGAAAA
Messenger RNA from Pungitius pungitius (ninespine stickleback), 2606 nucleotides. It is a transcript of the gene npepl1, whose product is annotated as aminopeptidase like 1. The transcript has 12 exons. Gene Ontology annotation, molecular function: manganese ion binding; metalloaminopeptidase activity. Lineage: Eukaryota; Metazoa; Chordata; Actinopteri; Perciformes; Gasterosteidae. The record is from RefSeq and is a predicted model, not a curated record. Gene Ontology annotation, cellular component: cytoplasm. The coding region runs from base 24 to 1595 and encodes 523 amino acids. Gene Ontology annotation, biological process: proteolysis.